This is a messenger RNA of Cyprinus carpio (common carp), 1033 nucleotides long. Its product is annotated as charged multivesicular body protein 4c. Gene Ontology annotation, biological process: late endosome to vacuole transport via multivesicular body sorting pathway; vesicle budding from membrane. The record is from RefSeq and is a predicted model, not a curated record. NCBI's taxonomy places the organism in Eukaryota, Metazoa, Chordata, Actinopteri, Cypriniformes, Cyprinidae. Gene Ontology annotation, cellular component: cytoplasmic side of plasma membrane; ESCRT III complex; multivesicular body.
CCAUGACGUCAGCGGGCCUGAAGGCGGAAGUAAGACAAUCAACAACUGAACACGGAACAGCGAGAGACCUUAUCAGUAGUGUCUGGAAACAAACCGACUCGGAGGGAUUUUUUUUUAGUUUUGUAUAAUAUAAAACAAUAUGUCCGUAUUCGGCAAACUGUUCGGCGGCGGGGGGAAAGGAGGCAAAGGCCCGAGCCCACAAGAAGCGAUCCAGAAACUCCGUGAAACAGAAGAGAUGUUAACCAAGAAACAAGAGUACUUAGAGCAGAAGAUUAAUGCGGAACUAAUAACAGCAAAGAAAAACGGCACGAAAAACAAACGAGCUGCUUUACAGGCCCUGAAACGAAAGAAGCGAUAUGAGAAGCAGCUGGCUCAGAUAGAUGGCACUCUCUCCACUAUUGAGUUCCAGCGAGAAGCAUUGGAGAAUGCCAAUACAAACACUGAAGUGCUUAAAAAUAUGGGCUUUGCAGCCAAGGCCAUGAAGACAGCACAUGAAAACAUGGAUAUAGACAAAGUGGACGACCUCAUGCAGGACAUCACAGAGCAGCAGGAGCUGGCACAGGAGAUUUCUGAUGCCAUUUCAAGGCCUGUAGGUUUUGGAGAAGAAUGUGAUGAGGAUGAGCUCUUAGCUGAAUUGGAGGAGUUGGAACAGGAGGAGCUGGACAAGAACCUGCUGGAAAUCGGUGGCACCGAGGAUGUCUCUCUGCCCAGCGUGCCUUCAAAUCCAUUACCCAAGAAACCUGCUGCCCAAAAAAAGAGAGUAGAAGAGGACGAGGAUGACAUGGAAGAACUCAAGGCGUGGGCCAUGUGAAUGUACCCAAUCUGCCAGACUCUCAUUGCUCGUCGUGGUUGGCCUGUGCAGGCAAACCUGAGAACCUUCAGAGGGUUUACACUACAAAACAAAUUUCACCAUUGCUCUUGCAGUGUGGCUAAAACAAGCCCAGAAAAACAAGCGUUACGAACGAAAAUGGAUAUGAAGCAGGUUAAUCGGACAAUAAAAUCUGAUGACAUAAUGUAUGAAGUGACCCUUAAA